Morone saxatilis (striped sea-bass) is the source of this 4415-nucleotide messenger RNA. Its product is annotated as growth factor receptor-bound protein 10-like. Gene Ontology annotation, molecular function: insulin receptor binding. The record is from RefSeq and is a predicted model, not a curated record. NCBI's taxonomy places the organism in Eukaryota, Metazoa, Chordata, Actinopteri, Moronidae. Gene Ontology annotation, biological process: negative regulation of insulin receptor signaling pathway; insulin receptor signaling pathway; negative regulation of Wnt signaling pathway.
GGUGCUGGUGAAACCAGAGGGGGUCAUUCCCUACAGAGGGAACACUGAAGGAACACCAUGGCCUUAGCGGGAUGUCCUGACUACUUCUUACGUCACUCGAACUACCAGAUGACGAUGUGGACCUGGAGCAGCUGGUGAAUGACAUGAACUCCUCAAUGGAGAGUGUGUACUCUACGCAGGCAGACACGGCGCUGCUCCUGAACAACGGCCAUGUGCACGCGCCACACCACCACCACCAGCACCACCACAUGCACCCUGCCUACCCGGGACACAGCCAGGCCCACCGUCGUCACACCCCGCCCUUGCCCUCUUUCUCCCCCUCCAGGGAGAGGCUGCGGCAGUCUCAGCCCAUGCACAUCCAGGCCGUCAGGUGCCUGCAGGAGGAGCAGCAGCUGCGUCCAGCCUCCCUUCCGGCCAUCCCCAACCCUUUCCCUGAGCUCUGCAGCCCUGCAGGCUCCCCCAUUCUCAGCCCCAUACAGGCCUCCGACAACCAUAUAGUGAAGGUGUGGAGCGAGGAUGGAGCCGGUAAAGUGGUGGAGAUUCCAGCAGACAUGACGGCCAGAGAUGUUUGUCAGCUCCUGGUCUACAAGAGCCACUGUGUGGACGACAACGCCUGGACACUGGUGGAGCACCACCCCAUCCUGGGCCUUGAACUUUUUUCCAGAGCAGAUGGUGGCUUGGUGUCAGGAGUCUGAUGGCUCAAUCCCUCAGUCACAGCUCUUGCAGAACUUUCUGAACUCCAGCAGCUGUCCAGAGAUCCAGGGCUAUCUGUACUUGAAAGAGCCUGGACGCAAGUCCUGGAAGAAACUCUACAUGUUCCUGCGCCGCUCGGGGCUCUACUACUCAACUAAAGGAACAUCCAAGGAGCCCAGACACCUGCAACUGCUGUCAGAUCUGGAGGACAGUAACAUCUUCACCAUCAUCACAGGCAGAAAACACAACGCUCCCACAGACUACCAGUUUUGCAUCAAGCCCAGUAAAGCGAGGAGCGACUGUAAGGAGCUAAAGAUGCUGUGUGCUGAGGACGAGCAGAGCAGGACCUGCUGGAUGACAGCCUUCAGACUGCUCAAAUAUGGGAUAGUACUCUAUCAGAGCUACAACGUUCCCCAGCAGAGGAAGUCUAACCUCUCGCCUUUCUCUGCGCCUGUGCGGAGUGUAUCUGAGAAUUCCCUGGUCGCCAUGGACUUCUCUGGACGGACAGGUCGCGUCAUCGACAACCCUGUUGAGGCCCAGAGCGCCGCCCUGGAGGAGGGACAGACCUGGAGGAAACGGAGCCAGCGUAUGAAUGUCCUGGGCAGUCCCAGCCCGCUGCACCCAUCCUCUCUGAGUACAGUGAUCCACAGGACACAGGUAUGGUUUCACGGUCGAAUCAUGCGAGAGGAAGCCCACAAAAUGAUCAUACAACAAGGCCAAGUAGAUGGGUUAUUCCUGUUGCGGGACAGUCAGAGUAAUCCCAAGGCAUUCGUGCUUACCUUGUGCCACCACCAGAAGAUCAAGCACUUCCAGAUCUUACCGUGUGAGGAGGACGGUCAGGUGUUCUUCAGCCUCGACGACGGUGCCACCAAGUUCACCGACCUGAUCCACCUGGUGGAGUUUUACCAGCUCAACAGAGGAGUGCUGCCCUGCAAGCUCAAACACCCCUGCACCGCCGUGGCCUUGUGACACUCCACGCCCCCAUCACCUCCACCCCUUUUUUGCACACCUCUCACCCUGAGAUCCCUAUCCCCCUUCUGCCCCUCCCUCACCAACGCAAUGAGGUUGAGGAGCUAAAGAAAAGUUUAAGUCAAGUUUCGGGGAUGUGAACAACUGAGCAGGAGCCGGCGUGGGAGGUUUAAUGUCUCCGAUGCAUUUCUCUGCCUUACCGCUGUUAGGAUGUUUGAAUGGCAUCCGUUCACCGGACAGUUCAAGCGUUGCAGAUUGUGGACCCAGCAGUCGCCUAGCUCCUGCGAUGCUGUCAUGGAGACUCGGUUGUUUUGUCAUUGCCGUUUUGACCCUGGAGGGAGACCAUAUGUUGUGAAAACACAAGACAGCUAAGGUCUGUUCAGCAGGAGUGCUGCGGGUCUCCUCCCUCAGAGUCCCCUCACCCUUCAGCCCCCAACCUCCCUCAUCCUCCAGGCCUGAUAAGCUGUGGUGCCUGCCCCACCCUCGCCCCAUUCGCUGCCGAGGUGGGCGGGGAGCGCCACCCUCUGACUUCCUCAUCGAUCAUCAGGGAUGGACGGGAACCUCUCUGGGUCUUAUCAAACUCGAUCCAGGAGUUUUCUCAACCUGUGCAGUCCAGUCUGGAUAAGCUGACACCCUGCCCCCGGCCCCCACCCAACUACCAACACCACCCGAACAGACUUGAUGCGGCCUCUUUGCUGUGUCCUGUCCCACAGUGCCCUGGUGCGACCCUGAUCCCGCCUCUCCUCCUCCACAGAAGCUAAGAGAAAAGUUGGGAGAGAAAAGAGAAGUAGCUGAAGGCAAGAUAAGCAGAGCAGUGGCGAGGGUUUGCUGAAAGGACAGAGGAAUGUUUAUCAGGAAGGCCGUAACAAGCCUCUCUUGUAGAGUUGAUUACUUGAUGUCAUUUUAAUGCUGUUUUAUUACUGUUGAUUCAAUGCAGAACUAGUUUUGCACUCCCGGGCGGACAGAUGACAGCUGUUCUCUCUAGCUAAAUGAAGCUGCCUGCUCUCCGUUUGUCCUUCUUCUCCUCCUCCUCCAACCCCUCCCCUUCUGAAAAGCAUGCAUGUGAAUUUCCACCAGUUCUGAUUGGAUUACAGUGGCGUGGGAGCAAAGAGAGUCACGGCUGAUUAUGCAGUGCCUAUCAGACAGGUAUGGGAACAUCUUGGACCUCUGUGUGGCUUGAAGCAACAUGACCAUGCUUUGGUAAAAAAGAAUGUGCUCAUGAAGCGCCUGCAGUGUGUCAAGACCAUGAGGAAGAGAAGGAAGACUCCUGAAAAGUGUAUCCACCCCCAAGCUUGUACCAUUUCAGUCUUUUUUUCUAUUGAAAGGGUUAAAUCUGUUGGUGAAUUGCCUUUGAAUGUCAUUUUCUUUUCCUAAGUCUGUUCUGAGCUCACUGCUUGCACAUUUUAAUUCUAUUGAUUUGAUAUUGAUGGGUUGGAGCUGUCAUUUUCGGAUUCUGACCACUGUUCCCUCACUCCAGAAAAGACAAAUCAACAAAAGCACUCCCAUUGUUUUUUUCCCCCUCUUUGUUUUAAUAUGGAAUUGAACAAAUGACUUGAAAUGUGAACUCAGUCGUUGACUGUGUGUCAACACACAGUAGAAUGAGAUUCACUCGCCUUAAGUGAAAAUUGUGAGCCUUGCGUAUGAAAUCUAAGCUAUAUUUUACGAAGAUGGAAUGACAUCAGGAGUGUUAAAGACUGUUAAAUGGAUAGUUUAACACUUGAAAUACUCUUAUUCACUGUCUUGUCGAGAAUUAGAUGGAAAGAUUGAUGCCACUCUCGUGUCUGUAUGCUAAAUAUGAGGCUACAGCCAGCAGCUGCUUAGCUUAGUCUUACCAAGACUGGAAACGGGGAAACGGCCAGCAAACAAACAAAAUCCACCUACCAGCACCUCUGAAGCUCAGAAAUGAACACUUAUAUGUUGUUGAAAACAACUGUUUGUGGUUUUACAGGGGCCAUGUGCUGACUAUGUCUUUCUAAGCUACCAGCUGCGGCUGUACAGUAGCUUCAUAUUUAUGGUACAGACCACAUGGAAAUAAGUAUUGGACUUCAUUGUGUUAUCCUUAAUGUUUUUUUUAGAUAUAUGUGUCCUCUCUCUUAUUGUGUCAGAUAAACUAAAGACAUGCAAUCGAUCUUAUCUAUUUCUUGGCAAGGCAGACAAUAAGUAUGUACAUAUGUAUGUAGUAAGUAUUUCUCAAAAUGUCAAGCUAUUUCCUAAAAGUAAAAAUCCACUUGAACACGCAUCAGAAAACAGGUACUGGUGAUGCAGCGUUGCAUUCCUAGGCCCGUUUUCUUGUUGGGUGCUGUAUUUAUCUUAUUUCUGCAGGUAACUGGCUAUAAUGUAACAGCAUAUCCAGAUAUUUCCAGAAGAUGUAUUUGAGUUUGCUAGCAUCAGUGGUGAACAUAAGGUUGUGAUGUCAGUCCCUCACAAUCAAAGAGUAAGGACUUUUUUCUUCAACAGCCAUUUUGCAACAAUCAUACUUUCAUUAUUAAAGAGGUAGAGGAAGCCAUCUGCACACCAGAAGUAGCCUCACUAGACCAGAAUGCCUUGCAGCCAUCAGGUGUGUUGACAGUAAGGAGCUGUACCACUGUUCAUUGAUUCAUUAACAGAAAAUUAAUUGGCAACUUUUUCACAAUUUUCUGUCAUUUUAUAGGCCAAGUGAUUCAUCAAUUAUUCAAAGAAUCGACAAAUGUAUCUAAAUUUGGAUAGCUAGCUCAGUUUGUGGUGUGGCUAUAGGCCAAUCUUUCAAUGAAAAC